Molecule: messenger RNA, 2949 nt
Organism: Oncorhynchus kisutch (coho salmon)
Lineage: Eukaryota; Metazoa; Chordata; Actinopteri; Salmoniformes; Salmonidae
Product: BTB/POZ domain-containing adapter for CUL3-mediated RhoA degradation protein 2
Exons: 7
Coding region: 371-1408 (345 amino acids)
Biological process (GO): protein ubiquitination; proteasome-mediated ubiquitin-dependent protein catabolic process; protein homooligomerization
Cellular component (GO): Cul3-RING ubiquitin ligase complex
Molecular function (GO): protein binding; ubiquitin-protein transferase activity
Source: RefSeq, a predicted model, not a curated record
GUUGGCACACAUGCAAUACCCGAUAAUCAGUGCCAGCCAGCUGCUACUUUGACAAAAUAAUGUAGCUAGGUUAACGUUAGAUAGCCGCAUUCUUCAAUGCGGUCUUGCUACUUAGCUCGCUAUCUUAAUAGCUCAUUAACGUUAGCUGGCGAUCUGACAGCUUGCUCCGAUUGCCCUUAUCGGACUGUCCUGUUGUGGACAAAAUAGCUCGUAGCAUUAGUGAACUGUUUCAUUUAGCUGACCAGCUAUUAGCCGAACGUAUGAUCUGCAGGGCCAGUGAGAGGCUGUGGCGGCCCCCCCAGUAGCUGUCACCACGGCGGGGGACAUCAAGACCUCCGUCUGCAGGGUGGUCAUCUACCUUCAGAGGGACAUGUCCGGGGACAGCUGCCAGCUCCCCCUGCACCGGCUAUGCCUCCAGACCCAGGCCAUCGCUACUGGCUCCCAAGUCAUUAGACCUUCCCAUGAAGCCUCCCAGAUGGUGUGUCCCAAGUCCAUGACGUGCAGCUACAGAGCAGCGUUGGGCCUGGGUAACAAGUAUGUGCGUCUAAACGUAGGGGGGACCCUGUUCUACACCACGCUGCAGGUGCUCACUAGGCAGGACUCCAUGCUGAAGGCCAUGUUCAGUGGCAGGAAGGAGGUUUUCAUUGACCGAGAAGGCUGGAUCCUGAUAGAUCGUUGUGGGAAGCACUUUGCCUCCAUCCUGACGUACCUGCGGGAGGAAGUGGUCACCUUGCCCCCUGGCAGGCAGGGGGUUCUGGAGCUGCUGGCAGAGGCCAAGUAUUACCUGAUCCAGGGUCUGGUGGAGCUGUGCCAGGGAGGCCUGCAGGACCAGAAAGAGCAGUCUCUGUGUGUAAUCCCUGUGAUCACCUCUGCCAAGGAGGAGAUGAGACUGAUCCAGGCCUGCACCAAGCCUGUAGUGAAGCUGCUGUACAACCGAAGCAACAACAAGUACUCCUAUACAAGUAAUUCAGACGACAACCUGUUGAAGAACAUUGAGCUGUUUGACAAGCUGUCUCUGAGCUACAAUGGCCGUGUUCUCUUCAUCAAGGACGUGAUCGGCGACGAGAUCUGCUGCUGGUCGUUCUACGGACAGGGACGCAAACUGGCAGAGGUCUGCUGCACAUCCAUAGUCUACGCCACAGAGAAAAAACAGACCAAGGUAGAGUUCCCGGAGGCCAGGAUCUAUGAGGAGACCCUGAACGCUCUGCUCUACGAGACACUUCCUGUCCCUGACGACACCUUAUUGGAGGCCACACGCCGUCGCCACGCCCACAGCCACGCUCACUGUGGUUCCCACAGCGAGGAAGAGGAAGGCCCCGCCCACUCGGGGGUGGACCUUAGGGAGCGCGUGCGCCGCUCCCACGUCAAGAGGUACAGCACCUACGACGACCGGCCACUGGGACACUAAGGAUGCGUUUCAAAUGGUGCACUAUGAAGUGUACUACCAUUCGAGUCCGAUGAUUCGUCAACUUCUUAUCAGCACCACCAAUUGCUUCUACUGCAGUUUUUGGUGAGAGUGAGUGUUGGCUCCCAAAUGGUGCCCUGUUCCCCAUCCUAUGACCAUAUGGCACUGGCCAAAAGUAGUGCAUUAUGUAGGGAAAAGGGCGCAAGAGAGAGGAAACUGGCUCGCCGCUGGCUCUUCACUCAUUCACUACACCCACCGUUGAGGUACUGUUGUUGGUGGCCACAAAUAUGGCCUUGGGGCACAAAAUGGCUGCCAUGCUGCAUCACCCUGGUGCCUGACGGACUUUUUUUGUCGAUGGACAACGGAUGAUUUUUAAAACGUUGAGAUGCUUACGCUCUUUCUCCUUUAAAAAAAAAAAUGUAUAUAGAACUCUCUUCUUCACAACGCAAUCAAAUCUGUGUGUUCAAUCAAUCAAAAUGACGAUCUUCAUGUUAUACCUCGGGUCUAGAAUGGAACCGAUUAAGAUAUAUUUUCCCACAUGAGCUUUUAUUCUGAUAAUUUUAUUCGGCUAAUAUAGGCUGCAUUCUAUUUCCUGUAUUGUACACUGCUUUUGACCAGGGUCCAAAUGUAGUGCACUACAGAGUAUAGAAGUAUGGAUAAAUACAGGCGACAAUAUUGAUAAGUCACCUAGUCCGAGAGGGAGCGGUACAUCAUCAUAACGUCACGCCAGGGUAAGUCUACAUGAAACACAGACCUUUUUAUUUUUAAGUGUUUACAAAAAAAAAUCUAUGAGCAAAAAAUAAACGGUGGAAAUACAAUUGGAACCAUUUCCCUGUUUGACCGCUAGGUUUUAUGGGUAUUGUGGGGAUCUAUAUAGGGAAUAGGGUGCCAUUUUGAGACAGUCCUAUACCGUCAUUACUUCAGCAGCCAAUCACAUAUCAGAUAGGUCUCCAGAACACUACGCCGGUCGUCGUAGACACAGAUUCAUUUAUUAUACAGCUAUAGACUUUUUUUUUUUUUUUGGCGUUUUGUGACAAGUUAUAGAUUCAAAAUCAGCUAUCAUAGCCCUAUUGCCUUCUGUGAAUAGACAGGGAAGACGGUGAAUGUUUUUAUUUUUUAGAGAGUAUAUUUAUAGUUUUUUCAGAUUUUCUCAUAUCACAUUUUGACAUUAUAAUCAGGCCAAAGACUUUCAAUGAAAUUAACAUGAGGGACACGUUCAGCGACGUCUAUGAAUCGUUCCUCUCGUUCCCCAGAUACUUUGGCCCAAUGCUUUUGUGCAGUAUCCCCUGGGGACGAGGUUAAUGAAUGGCAGAUCGUGCUUAUUGACAAUUUCAAUCAAGUAUUCGCUCAAGACAUUUCCUCUUAACACUCUUAAGAGCCUCUUGUGUUUUUAAUGCAGUUGAAUCUUUAUUCCUUUUUAAUUUUUCACUUGGUUUUCGAAAAAUAAAAACGUUUCGAAUAAUAAUAAUACAACAAAUAGCGCCGUCUUUGUGUAACAGUGUUAGGCUCUUAAUUCUCAGAGUAAAUAAAACUCUACGACACUA